Molecule: messenger RNA, 1856 nt
Organism: Paramisgurnus dabryanus
Lineage: Eukaryota; Metazoa; Chordata; Actinopteri; Cypriniformes; Cobitidae
Source: RefSeq, a predicted model, not a curated record
ACUUCCUGGCACCCGUGUCACCCUGUCUUUGUCAUUAAGCCUCACCAUUGGUUGAAUUUGAUAUACACACUCAGACGCACUUACCCCUGGAGGCGUCCCCAAAGUGUCACCCUCGAAAGGGAACUUUAACAAUGUUUCUUAAAAUGUAACACGAUGUAACCCUGCUCUCACUUGAAAUGUGUCCCCACAUUUAUUUAGUCCUUAAAUUUAAGGGUAUUGGACCUGGAAAGUCCUUGAAAGGUCCCUGAAUUUGAAGUUAACUAAGGUGUGGGAAACCUGAUUUGUGUGGUUUAAUGUUAACUCUUUCACCGCCAGCGUUUUUUUAAAAAGUUGCCAGCCAGCGUUUUUCAUGAUUUUCACCAAAGUUUAAUGCCUUCCAGAAAAUGUUCUUCUUUAAAUAUAUAAACAUACAAUAUACCAAAUGAAAGAAUAGACCCUCUGCUUUCAAAAAAAAACCCCGUUUCAUCCUACCUUCAGUGGUUCUUUUGUAAUCAGCUUUUGAAUAUGGGUAGGUUUCUGCAAAAACACCACAUUUUGAGCAAAAAGCAGAGAUAAUUCCAUUUAUGUGACGGACUUUUCAUAGAGAUCCCAUUCAGAGCGAUCUUUAAAACAGACACGGACAUGCAGCCGCUUGCCAUAGGGCAAUACUUCCGGGUUUAAAAAGUUGCGGAUUGCGGAAAGACGGAAAAUCUCGUCAUUGGCGGGGAAGCGUUUUCUCUUAAUUGACGAGAUAUCUCGUCAAUGGCGGUGAAAGAGUUAAUAAACACAUUAUUUUCCACAUACCCUACAUUAUUAUAGCUCCAGAUUUCCCUCUCUUCCUGAAAUGUACGAAUUUGAAAAGCACUUUGAUUAACCAACUAAUCUGUACGUUGUGAUUGGCCUGAAUACCUAUGUCAGCAGGAACUGCUCUAUAAGAAAAAUAAGAGGUCUUUUACACACAGGAGGAAGUUGUGUCACAACCGGAAGUAGAUGAUAUGCUGAGAUGGCAGUGCUGAUGGUUUCACGCCUUUCCGCCCUUGGUUCUUUUAAUGUAAGGGCCAUUUCAUCAUUUGCUGCUCAUAAAAAAGUUCCAGUGACAGACAGAAAGGAUGAAAGCACAACAAGAGAGAAAAGCACAGCAUUAGCACCGAAACCAGCCGCAUCGCUCAGCAGCAAAGGUGAAUACAUUAUUACCAAGUUAGAUGAUCUGGUCAACUGGGCACGCAAAAGCUCCUUGUGGCCCAUGACUUUUGGCCUGGCUUGUUGUGCUAUGGAGAUGAUGCACAUGGCCGCCCCUCGCUAUGACAUGGAACGAUUUGGUCUUUUGUUUAGAGCCAGCCCUAGACAGGCUGAUGUCAUGAUCGUCGCAGGAACGUUAACCAAUAAAAUGGCCCCUGCCUUACGAAAGGUGUAUGAUCAGAUGCCAGAGCCCAAAUACGUCAUCUCCAUGGGAAGUUGUGCUAAUGGUGGUGGCUACUAUCAUUACUCUUAUUCUGUGGUCCGGGGUUGUGAUCGUAUUGUUCCAGUAGACAUCUACGUCCCAGGCUGCCCUCCCACCGCAGAAGCUUUGCUUUAUGGGACACUGCAGUUACAGAGGAAGAUUAAACAAGAACGGAAAAUGAGAAUUUGGUAUCGCAAAUGAGAAGAGAUUGUGGAUGUGUAACUGUUCUGUAAAAAAGGUUUAUUUAGUAUCUGUCAUUUGUUGUGCUCGGAAAAUCUAUUUCUCAGGAACUUCCCUGAACUCUGCCCAAGCUCCUCCUCUUUGUAGCAACAAUAAAGGACUUUCUGCUUUAAUGCUCAACACAGUUCAUAUUUAUUCAUGGCAUUUACAUUAGUAAAUUGUUGUAUAUUAUCAUUAAUCUUGAAAAACGUAUGGG